ACCACGUUGCUGCCAGGCGUAACCAAAUUUGUAUGCGUUUCUGUUUUCUACAUGACGUCGGGCGAGUGUAGCAUUUCGCGAUCAUCUGUACAUGUAGCGAAUCGUCGCCCUCUAGAUUUGUUGCGUGCUCAUUGGGUUGAACUGGAGGAUCGUGUAUGGGCAGAUCACAUCACUGGCGAGUUGUUCAAGAGAGAAAUUAUAUCAAUGAUGGAUAGAGAGAAAAUAGAGAGAAAAGCACGUGACAGUAGAAGGGAGGGAGCGGUUUUGCUGUUAGAGAUAAUGAUGACAAGAAGCUGGUGCGAAUGCGUUGAGUUUGCUGUCAUUGUUAGUGAGACUGAAGGUCUGAAGGAUCUUGGAGAAAAACUGGUGAAAAAUGCAGCAGAGUAGGAGAUGCUGGUCAGCCUGGUGUGAGGGAUGGACAAGACAAAGGAACAAUAGUUCGAGAGAACAGACGACUGAAAAGAGAGAGCGAGAGUUUGAUGACGAAAAUGAAGAGAGCAGACAAGAAAGAGAGAGGAGAGAGACUGUUGAGAGUUGGACUGGAGAUGGAAAGGGUAAGUGAAAUUGAGAGUAGAAAAAGAGGAGAGCGAGUGAGUCGUAUGUGGUUUUGUUUAGAGGUCUGAUGUCAUCCAAUACAAGUGGAAACAGUUUGAAAUGACCGAAAUGAUGGCCGAGUAUCUAUUUUGUCACUCAGAUUAUUUGAAUCGCGUUGCAACAAUGCAACAUAAAGUUAUUUCUGCUGACUUGUUUAGUACUCAGUUAUCAAUCAUCGACAUUUAUUCAUCCCAUGUCAAGUGGUCUAUUGUAGACAAUAGACAUAAUGCAUGUGGUGAUAACAUUGAGAGUCUUUUUAAUGCAGGAAAUGAAUGUCUUGGUACAUUCUACAAUGACAGACGUCAGCAGAGCAUGGGAAUAUACAGAGCAGAGAAGGAGGAAUGGGAACAUGUGACUGACAUUCCAUCACGUGACAAAUUGUGUUUGUAUGGUAUUACAGCGGAUAGAGAUCACGUGUACAUAGUUGGUGGUAUGGAUGACCAUCGUGUCGUACAAGAGACCAUAUUGGUAUAUGACAUCAACACAGGCAUGGAGUGUGACAGGAAGAAGAUGAGCAGCAAGAGGCGUGUUUGUUCUUGUACGGUCAUAGACAAAAUGUUGUAUGUGGGAGGAGGAUCAGAUGGAGUAAAAUUAUUGAAUAGUAUCGAGUGCAUCUCACUCAAUGACCACACCAGUCAGCACAGUGUAACAGCUACACCUACAUACUACUGUUCGCUGACAUCGCUGUGUGACAGGCUAGUGAUGUUAGGUGGGAGAGUUGAUGGUACAUUCGACAGUCCGGUCAGCAACAAGGUUUCAGUGUUGAUUCCGUCUCUCAACUCAUGGCUGCCACUACCAGCAAUGACUGAAGAAAGGUUUCUUCACGGAGCUUGUACAGUCGAUGAUGACACUCUAGUGGUGAUGGGAGGAUUAACUUAUGUCAGCAGUCGGGACACAUUUGAUAGUGUUUCUAUUUGUGAAUUAUUGAGAUUUGAGUGAAAUGAGUAAAACUGCUUUUUAUAUUGUCUUUGUGGCCGUAAUUGGUAGUCGUUUGUGUAUUUUAUAUUGCUCAGCAGUUGUGAGUUGUUUAAUUAGAUUUAAUAUCCAACACUGGCAUUGUUAUUCACACAUUGAA
Messenger RNA from Corticium candelabrum, 1669 nucleotides. RefSeq names its product kelch-like protein 1. NCBI's taxonomy places the organism in Eukaryota, Metazoa, Porifera, Homoscleromorpha, Homosclerophorida, Plakinidae. Gene Ontology annotation, molecular function: protein binding. The transcript is spliced from 2 exons. The coding region runs from base 655 to 1533 and encodes 292 amino acids. The record is from RefSeq and is a predicted model, not a curated record.